AUGCCCGAGUCACGACUGCCAUUCGAGCUUGAAAGAGAGAUUUUCGAAACUGCUGCAUUACUUUAUCGUCGGUGCAUUCCUCGCCUGCUGCGGGUCGCUCGCCGUGUCCUUGUCUGGAUAGAGCCUUUCCUAUACCACAGUUUAAAGAUAGGAACGCGCCAGCUUCCGAAUAGUAUGCCGGUCCCAGUUUUGGGUGGCUACCUCGACUCUCCGUCACAGUGUCUGCGCGCAGCCUUGGAGAAGACGGACGAGUUCCUCCAGCACGCGGUCCGGCAUCUUGUCAUAGGCUCGCGGUAUCCACAGCAACUUUCCCAAAUGACGAGCGCCAGCAGAAAUAAGCUAGCAAAUAUGACCGGCGUCGCCUUCCUCGCCAUUGCGGCUGCAUCACCCGCCGGCGACCACAGCGCACAGAUACUCCCGCUCAUUUCGAAGAUGUCCGUUCUGCGCCUCGCCUGCUCCCUGGACGAUGUCGUUCACCGUUCCAUGCUGGGGAAUAGUGAUCCUCAGACAAUCGCCGCCCUCCCCAUUUUCCGCCGCCUCACCCAUUUCGAUGUUUUCGACAACGACGGCACACGCACCGCCGCGCUCUUUGCUGUCCUCACACAACUCCCCGCGCUGACCCAUCUCGCAAUAUCAGGCGCGCAUGUCGACGAGGACGAUCCCGAUCGCAUGAAAGUGAUUCGGGAGUUUCUUGCAAUGUGCCCGAGACUGCGGGUCUUAGCGUGCCCCCUUGCGGCAGGGCUACUCGACUCUGCUGAGCCGAAUGCGGGCAUAAGCUACACUUUUGACAUCCGUUUUGUGGGCGGAGGCGCUUGUCGCCGCUCGAAGAUCUGCAUUGGCAACAGCCUCAAAGCAGACGGACAUGGAGAUCGUUUGAAGGGCGCGACUUGCGUUGAUUCGAUUUACCAAUAA
Mycena indigotica is the source of this 912-nucleotide messenger RNA. RefSeq lists its product as uncharacterized. The record is from RefSeq and is a predicted model, not a curated record. NCBI's taxonomy places the organism in Eukaryota, Fungi, Basidiomycota, Agaricomycetes, Agaricales, Mycenaceae. Bases 1 to 912 code for a protein of 303 amino acids. The transcript is spliced from 4 exons.